Arachis duranensis is the source of this 2555-nucleotide messenger RNA. RefSeq names its product nuclear pore complex protein NUP85. The record is from RefSeq and is a predicted model, not a curated record. Gene Ontology annotation, molecular function: structural constituent of nuclear pore. Gene Ontology annotation, biological process: positive regulation of DNA-templated transcription; protein import into nucleus; mRNA export from nucleus. NCBI's taxonomy places the organism in Eukaryota, Viridiplantae, Streptophyta, Magnoliopsida, Fabales, Fabaceae. The coding region runs from base 42 to 2192 and encodes 716 amino acids. Gene Ontology annotation, cellular component: nuclear pore outer ring. The transcript is spliced from 18 exons.
ACAAACCCAAAACCCUAAAAAUCACAGUCCUGUUUGAAAUCAUGUCCCGCGUCGCCUCCGACACCGUCGGCAAUGGCGCUCUGGUCCCAUUCUCCGAAGACACCAAAGACUCACUGGCGGUCUACCCUCUCCACCACGGCCUCGCCCCUCCGAUUUCCCGCAUUGCCAUCUCCUGGGCCCGCGGCAACUCCCUCCGCGUCUCCCUCUUCGCCACUCCCUCUUCAGAACCUUCUCGAACCCCGCAGGAUCAGUCUGGAGGUAAGGUCCUCGAAGUUAAGCUUGGCGUCGGAGACCCGGAGAUUUCCGAUUCUCGUUGGCGCCAAAUCGCGUACGGCUCCGUUGCCCCCUUUGCCCUGCUCCAGAGUCGCCGGAGUGCACUUUCGGAAAUGAUCAAGUCUUCUUCGCCGUAUCAGAUGGAUUGGUGGGAGAAUGUGCUUGAGUAUAGCAAGGACAUAACUUCACUUCUCAGUGGACCAAAGUUGCCACCUGGUCCAAUAAUUGAAGAACGAACUGAUAUCGUUAAGAAACGUGAGGAGCCAACAUGUUUGAAAGCAGCUUGGGAGUUGUUGGAAAUAUUUUAUGCAGACAAGCAAUCUCAAGCAUGGUUACCUGAAAAGCUUGUUGAUUGGUUAGCUGAUUAUGACAGCCUCUUUUCAAGCACACAUGAAACAGUUUAUGGCAAGCUUGCUCGGUUUCAGAAGGAGCUUGUUGACAUACAGGUGCUUGAGGAUGACCCUAGAUAUUGGGAAGUGAUGUCAUCUGCACUCUCAGUUGGUUGGCUUGAUAUUGUGGUGAAAAUGCUGCGGUUGCAUGGAUCUUAUCAACUAGAUCAGCUUAGUAAUCGUGAGUUAGAGAAUGGGCUUGUGGAGGCAGUUGCUGUUCUUAUUUCCAAAAUGCCCCGCCUAUGUCAUGAAUCUACUAAUGGAAAAUUAGGUGAACUCUUUAAAUCCAAGCCUGACUUCAUCAAGGCCUGGGAAAAAUGGAGAUCUCAAAUUACAAAGCUGGAUUGUAGUCCAUUCUGGAUUCAAUGUGGUAAUCACCAUACACGUGAGGGAUUGAGAAACUUGCUACAAAUUAUGCUGGGUAACACUGAAAGUCUCUGCAUGGCUACAUGUUACUGGAUUGAGUUGUAUAUUUCUCAUUUUCUUUACAUCAGGCCAUUUACAACGGGAAUAGAAAGCAUGUAUAAUUUGGCACAAAAAUGCAUCCAACUGAAACCACCAUCAAGUAACCAUAAGUUGACUGGACUUAUAGUUGGAAUUCUUGAAGAAAAUACUGAGGUUGUUUUAGCAGAAUCUUCUAGAGAAUUUGGUCCUUGGAUGGUUGCACAUGCGAUCGAAUUGUUGACUGCAGGGAGUGAGCAAGCAGAGAUUGUUCUACAUGAUGAGCGUUAUAAUUUGGGGGGAAUCAGCAUGAUAGAACUACAUCGGCUUGUGUAUGCUCAAGUAUUAUCAUCACAUGCCUUGACCUGGCAAAUAGCUCCAAUAUAUUUGACAUCAUGCAUGAAGCAAGGAAUGGGCUUGUUAGAGAAUUUGUUGUACAGGCAAUCCAUUCAACAUAAUGACUUGUUGCUAAAGAACAUUGAGAUCUGCCGCUUGUAUGAGCUUGAUCAUAUUAGUUCCGAUAUCAUGAAGGUUGCGGGAGUAUAUCACUGGAAGCAUGGUCAUAAAGGUGCUGGUGUAUAUUGGCUUCAACAGUCCAAAGAUACUAGUCGUCUUAAUCGGAUUGCUCAACAAUUAUUUGAUUCUGUUGGAAAGUCAAUCUCUGAUGAAAGCUUUAAGCAAUGGGAAGGUCUAAUUGAAUUAUUGGGUUCUGAAUCCAAGCCUGCUGGGGGUCUUGAAUUUUUGCACAAGUAUAGGGAUUUCAAAAGGUCCCUACAGCAGGUAUAUGGUGGAAAGGCAACGGAUGCUGCUCGACAAGCAGUAGGCUCUCUCAUACUGCUCAUGAAAAAUCCAUCAACCCCUCAGCGCUUUUGGCUGCCGCUUCUGUAUGACUCGUUGAAGCUGUUUAAUUGGCACGAGUGUCCUCUUCUAAAUGUCUCUGAGACCAAUCUUCUGUUGAACAAACUUCAAGAGUUAUCUUGGGCGAGAUUGCACCCGCACUUCUCUGAACCUAACCUACCUGCCGAGGCACUGAGCUCUAUUAGGCUGGCUCUGGCAACAAAUCUUGGUCGUGCUAUACUUGAUGAAUAAGCUGACACUAAUUUAUCGAUGAGCGUCAAUACCAUUGAUCCCUCGGUCCCUCUCUUUAGCUUUCAGAAUGCAAAAGGUGGUGUUUGAAGUUGCUAAUUGCUAUGCUCCAUGAUUGUCACCUGCUGUAAAUUUGUAUGGACGAUUGGUUAGUUUGUAAGAUUGGGCAAUAGUUGUAUUACUAUUAUCUACCUUUGGAAUGCUUAUGUAGCAGCAAUAACAUGAUAUAAAUAGAUUUCACACUUUUUAGUUUUGAAGUCCAGGCAUAUCACCAAAGAGUAUAAGCACUUCUCUUAUCACCGACACAGUGAGUUACUACUUGCCACUUUGAAUGGAGAUAUGGCCAAAGAAAUUGCUAAUCGUGCA